Messenger RNA from Cavenderia fasciculata, 699 nucleotides. RefSeq lists its product as uncharacterized. Gene Ontology annotation, biological process: negative regulation of actin nucleation. NCBI's taxonomy places the organism in Eukaryota, Evosea, Eumycetozoa, Acytosteliales, Cavenderiaceae. The transcript is spliced from 2 exons. Bases 1 to 699 code for a protein of 232 amino acids. The record is from RefSeq and is a predicted model, not a curated record.
AUGAGUACAUCAAGUAAUUUUAAUCAAGAUUGGACAAAGGAGAAAUGGUGUAAUGGAGAUGGAUUCAUUAUUGAAGGAACCGUUAAAAAGGUCAAAGUACAUUCAAUGUUUAUCUCUUCAAAGCCUGCUGUUCAUCACACUCCACUACCUACUAGAUUCGUAUCGAUUACAGUUGAAGUAGAUCAAUGUAUAAAACGUAAUUACAAGGAUGGUGUCGAAGUACCUCCCAAGAUGGUUCGUGCCACUGCCAUUGCCAAAGGCUACCUAAACAAAUUUGAACGUGUGCAAUCACAACUCGUCGAAAAGGUUGAUUCAAAUGCUUUGGCUAAAGCUGUAGGAUCACCAACUGGUAAAGCUCUCCCUAUUGGUUUUCACGAUGAUUCUCUCCCUUCCCUUCAUCCAUCAACUCCCAAUAUCUUUGAAUUUUGGGCUGAUGCUGAAAAGUUUUCUCAUAAAGAUACUAAAGUUGGUGAUGAAAUUAGAAUUAAAACAAUUGGAAAUUCAAUCUUUUUAGAAUCUGUUGUAAAGAUGGAUUCACAACAAAUCAGUAAUUUUAGUGGUGAUCAACAAUUAGGAUCUAGUUGGACAAAUCAAAUUAUGAAACAUGCAGAUAAAGAUGAAGCACCAUCCAAGAAAUUCCAACCAACCAAACAAAAAGAAUUUCAACAAGAUGAUGAUGAAGAACAAGAUUGGAGUUAA